GUUUUUAUUUCAGGAUUGUAUUAAUCUGAGGCUUUCGUUAUUAAAUGUUAGUGCAUUUUGUGCGCCUGCUGUGUCGUUGACUCACCUUUUUUGUCAUUCUCUUCUAGUCCUCACACUACUCUGCGUGCUCUUGUAGUACACAAAUUACCUUCUGGCUAAACACGGACCGCUACAUUCGUAAUGAAGCAUGUGGGUCGAUAUUUGACUGAAUCAGAACGCGGAAAUAUUCUAAACCUGUAUGAAGAGGGGGCAAAUGUUGAAGAAAUCGCAAAGUAUUUUGGACGAAGUGCAGCUACUGUACGAAGAAUAAUUGCUGGUACUUGGCGACCAAAAAGAUACUCAGGCGAUUGUUCAGAAGGGAUCUUGGAAGAUAAGUACUUAGUUCUCAAAGUGAAAGCCAAUAGAUUGAAGAACUUGAAAAAGCUACAACCAGCUAAAUUGGACUCCUGUGAUGUCAGCGUGCAAAGUCGAAGUUCAGCAUCCAAUAGCAAUAGGUCAUCAAACAAAUCAACAGACAGUUCAGAUAUUUAUCCUCCGAAAUUGAGAGGGAUUCCUGGACAGAUUGACAAAGUCUUCUCAAAAGAAGUAUUGCUGUGCUCUCAUGGCUCUGUUGUAUCCGUUCAUGAUUUCAUAAAAUUCCUAUGUUCCAAAGAGACAUCCUCCAGCUGUGAAAUUUGGUAAAAAAAAUCAAGAAAAUCCUAUCUAAAUCCUUAAAACUUAUCGCUCAUAUUUGAGCAUCUACCAUCAAGUGUCAGUUGAAAGAUACAUUAUUAAAGAAUCUGAUAAAGAAUCCAAGUUGAAUCGUGUGCAUGUGUUACUGGUAUUGAUUGCGAACUAAUCAUGAGUUAUUAAAAAUGAGUAUAUUUGUUGCUUUAUAUUUAGCAACUUUGAUCAAUUAUAGUCUAUUUCUAAAUGCCU
This is a messenger RNA of Schistosoma margrebowiei, 918 nucleotides long. The record is from the annotation of a GenBank genome assembly. Lineage: Eukaryota; Metazoa; Platyhelminthes; Trematoda; Strigeidida; Schistosomatidae.